AUGGGUCAAUUAACUACAGAACUUCGUAAUAGACCACAAGGAGCCUUGCCAAGUGAUACAGAAAAUCCAAGAAAUUUGGGUAAGGAACAUUGCAAGGUAGUUGCUUUACGAAGUGGUAAGACUUUGGAACCUAAGGAAGCAAUCAUUGAUGAUGAGCCUAUUGAGAAGGAGGAAAGUCAACCGACAGUUGAAAUUCCUACACCAGACGAGCCAGAACCUACAAAGUCUAAUAAGAAAAAGCUACCACCAAAACUGAAGGACCCCAGAAGCUUUACUAUACCCUGUAAUAUUGGAGAACCUUACUGUGGUAAAGCUUUAUGCGACUUAGGAGCAAGCAUCAACUUGAUGCCCAAAUCUAUUUUCAAGCUAUUGGGAAUAGAUUUUGAAGUAGAUAUGGAAGUGUCGAUCAUCCUGGGGAGACCUUUCCUAGCUAUGGGAAGAACGUUAAUAAACAUACAAAAAGGUGAACUCACCAUGAGAGUUCAAGACGAUCAGGUAACAUUUAAUGUUCUUAGAGUAAUAAAGUUUCUCGAUCCAAUGAAGGAAUGUUCAGUGACAUUAGUUUCUAUGGAAUGA
Messenger RNA from Gossypium raimondii (Peruvian cotton), 576 nucleotides. RefSeq lists its product as uncharacterized. The transcript is spliced from 3 exons. NCBI's taxonomy places the organism in Eukaryota, Viridiplantae, Streptophyta, Magnoliopsida, Malvales, Malvaceae. The coding region runs from base 1 to 576 and encodes 191 amino acids. The record is from RefSeq and is a predicted model, not a curated record.